UAUGGUUCCGUGCUACCCCUAGUGAGGAAAACAUAAAAAGCUGCCAAGUUUACCUGCGUAGACUGUAUGAUUUAACAAAUCACAGCCAAUAACAAGAAUCUUCAUUUCGGUUAAGAAUCUGCUCUUUGGCUGUACUAAAGCUCAAGGGAAAUGGAUCGAAAUAGUUCUGGUGGUGAUGCUGAUAAUUUUGACUGGGAUACCGAAGAUGAACUGGAAAUCGAUAAUUACGGCAUCUCCUCUAGCUCAGGAGUAUCACUUACCAAUGGGGAAGCUGUUUUGGGCACAACAGAGGUGAGCACGUCCGCAGGUUCUACGAAUUCCAAGUUAAUCGAUCAUUUUGUUGGGAUGGGGUUCUCCGAGGAACUUGUAGCGAAAGCAAUCGAGGAAAACGGGGAGGAGAACUCGAACUUGAUACUUGAAGCUCUACUUCAGUACUCUGCGAGCUCAUUGGCUAGUUCUUCCAAUUCCAAGUUGAUUGGCCAUUUUGUAGGGAUGGGGUUCUCUGAAGAAAUGGUUAUCAAAGCAAUUAAAGAAAAUGGAGAGGGAAAUACAGAUACGAUACUGGAGACUCUGUUGACGUAUUCGGCUCUUGAAAAGUCUGCUCCCGCGCAACGUGUUGAUUCUGAUAACAACUCAUCCAAUUAUGAAGGAAGCUUUCUCGAUGAUUUCACAGAUAUCGAUAGUUCUUCCGAGUCUGAGGAAAUCGUAAAUCCUGAUUUUGAUGAGACGAGUAAACUGUUAUACUUGACGAAAAUGGGCUACUCGGAGGUGGAGGCUUCCGUAGCCAUGGCGAGAUGUGGUCCGCGCUCAUCGAUUGUGGAGUUGACGGACUUUAUAUGUGCUGCUCAAAUGGCUAAGGCUGCCGAUGCACUUUUUCCAGUCGAAGAUAAGAAGUCAUUCUGCAAUGACCCCAAUUACAAGAAAAGGCGAAAUAUGGGCUAUGAUUUGUGGAAAAGAAAGAAGCAGAUGAAGCUUGAAAAGAAGCUUCUUAACGAAGAUGAUAAUGUUGUUCAUCUUCCGAAUCCAAUGAUCGGUUUCGGAGUUCCUACCGAACCAGGUCAGAUAACUCAAAGAACACUCCCAGAAGAUGCUAUUGGACCACCUUAUUUCUACUAUGAGAACGUGGCAAUGGCUCCGGUAGGCGUCUGGAGCGAGAUGUCGCGGUACUUGUACGAUGUGGGGCCGGAGUUUGUCGAUUCCAAGUAUUUUUGUGCUGCUGCACGGAAGAGGGGAUAUAUCCAUAAUCUGCCCAUUGACAAUAGAUUUCCUCUUUUUCCGUUUCCUCCCCGCACCAUUCAUGAAGCUUUUCCAUUGACAAAGAAAUGGUGGCCUUGCUGGGACCCAAGAACGAAGCUGAACUGCUUACAAACAUGUACAGCAAGUGCCAAAUUGACGGAAAGGAUACGAAAGGCUCUUGAGGCUUACGACGACGAGCCGCCUUUGAACGUCCAGAAGUACGUUCUUGAUGAGUGCAGGAAAUGGAAUUUAGUAUGGGUUGGAAGGAACAAGGUUGCUCCACUUGAACCUGAUGAGGUCGAAAUGCUUCUCGGUUUCCCUAAAAACCAUACACGAGGCGGAGGAUCUAGUCGGACGGAGAGAAUUAAAUCGCUCGGUAAUUCGUUCCAAGUCGAUACGGUGGCUUAUCAUCUUUCAGUCUUAAAGGACAUGUACCCUGGUGGUAUCAAUGUCCUGUCUCUUUUCUCCGGGAUUGGCGGCGCGGAGGUUGCCCUCCACCGUCUCCGCAUACCUUUGAAGACCGUUGUAUCGGUUGAAAAAUCGGAAGUGAAUAGAAACAUUGUUCGGAGUUGGUGGGAGCAAACAAAUCAGCAUGGGACACUAAUCGAUAUACCGGAUGUGCAAGAACUGAAUGGUGAUCGGUUGGAGCAAUUGAUGAGUAGAUACGGCGGAUUCGACCUUGUUGUCGGCGGCAGCCCAUGUAACAACCUUGCUGGAAGCAAUAGACAUCACCGGGAUGGGCUUGAAGGUAAGGAAUCUUCUCUCUUCUACGAUUAUUGUCGAAUACUAGACUUAGUUAGACUUAUGCAAAGGACUCAAUGAUUUCAUGUGAAGUGUUAUUUGUGGAUUUAUCUUGCAUGUUUAUUAUUGUCUGAACAUAACAUUUUUUUGAUUUAUAUUGUUAUUCUUAGAGG
Hibiscus syriacus is the source of this 2150-nucleotide messenger RNA. RefSeq names its product DNA (cytosine-5)-methyltransferase DRM1-like. Gene Ontology annotation, molecular function: DNA (cytosine-5-)-methyltransferase activity. The record is from RefSeq and is a predicted model, not a curated record. Bases 151 to 2058 code for a protein of 635 amino acids. The transcript is spliced from 12 exons. Lineage: Eukaryota; Viridiplantae; Streptophyta; Magnoliopsida; Malvales; Malvaceae. Gene Ontology annotation, cellular component: nucleus.